Molecule: messenger RNA, 606 nt
Organism: Planococcus citri (citrus mealybug)
Lineage: Eukaryota; Metazoa; Arthropoda; Insecta; Hemiptera; Pseudococcidae
Product: speckle-type POZ protein-like
Exons: 1
Coding region: 1-606 (201 amino acids)
Biological process (GO): regulation of proteolysis; proteasome-mediated ubiquitin-dependent protein catabolic process
Cellular component (GO): nucleus; cytoplasm
Molecular function (GO): ubiquitin protein ligase binding
Source: RefSeq, a predicted model, not a curated record
AUGUCUGACAAUUUACCAAAAGGAUUAGAACGUUUGUUGCAUGAUCAAACUUUUGUUGAUGUAACUUUUGUAGUAGAUGGCAAGAAAUUCGGUGCUCUCAAAGGUAUUUUAGCAUCGCGUAGCCCCGUUUUUGAGGCUAUGUUCAAACACGAUAUGCAAGAAAAUAGAUCGAACCAAGUUGACAUCUCGGACAUCCGUCCCGAAGUAUUUGAAGAAUUUUUACUCUUCAUGUAUACUGACAAAACUCCGAAUUACAAAAUGGUGACUGAGUUAUUCGUAGUUGCUGACAAAUAUCAAGUCGAAGGUCUAAGGGUACUCUGCGAGGAAAUUAUAUUAAAGGAGUUAUCGAUAGAGAACGCGUUCGAUUUGUUAUUUUUUGCUGAUCUUCAUGGAGCGGAACGAUUGCUAACGAAGGUUGCAUUUUAUAUCAAAACAAACCCUGCCAAUCUUACGUCAACCCAGGAGUGGAAAAAUGCAAUUUUGACACAUCCUCAUCUAUUUGAUCUUGUGCAUGGAGUAUGUCAAGUCAAACGCCCUCGUGUACCAUCAAAGCUUCAAGUUCCAUCCUUAAGUGACACGUCCAUUCAACGAAAAUGGAAAAGAUGA